UGCCAACCAGAGACGGAAAUGGCAACGACUUCCAGUGCCUUCGAGAUCCUGCGCUCGACGCGUCAUCUACCGGUUGUAGAAAGGGAGUUGGUAUUCGGCAAGCGCUCGACAGAUGCAGCAGCUGCGAGAUCCACGGCGGGUGCCGCAUGGGGAAAAAGUUCACGCAAGUGGGUGGCUGUUUCGACGUCCUCCCGCGAGUUUGGCGACGCCAUGCCUCGUGAGCUACGCACUUUAGUGGCUGCCUCCUUCGACGUGUUUACACGCACACAGCAGACAUCUCAGCUGGGCGCGUUCGGUGUCGCACGUGCCAGUCGCGAGUACCGUGAGGCUCUGAAAACAUGCAUCUUCGCUCUGGAGGACCGUCUGGACGCGAACAAGGACUCGGAUAUCAAUACUGAAGAGGAAGGAGAAUUCCUAGAUCUUUUAAAGGUGUCACUAGCCAUAUGGCACCUGUGCGAACUGCUGCUGCUUCGUGGCGGAGCCAGAGGAGCGGACAGAACCCUGGCGUAUGAGCUGGCACUAUGGCUACAGGAGCACUAUUGCAGCACGCUGCUGGAGAAGACAGAGGCUGAGAGCGAAAGACUCAGGAAGCAGCAGAAGCCCGAGCAAGACUCAGCGUUCUGGAGCACAGUCCAGUCCCUGGUAUUGACGGGCAAUGGCUCCAGUGCGUGGAGUCUACUGGCUUCACAUUCGAGCUACAAGUCGCUGUUUUCUCGCGAUUCCAUGUCGCUGACUGGAGCGUCGACCAAAGCGGCGUUUCAAGCAGUGCAGAAUCUGCUACUAACGAUGCCUGGAAGAGCUGGAAACUCGGAUAGAAGCUUGGAACAGGACGGAGCAGCAGAGUGGAAGAACUGGAACGACGCGUGUCAAUAUUUGCUCAACACAGACGGAUACAUCAGGUCAAACACAGGGUUUACGACACUUCUUGAGACUAUGGCAGCCAAGGAAGACGUGCUGAAGAACAGUGCUAGCACUUGGUACGAGCUGAUGAUGGCCAGACUGUUUCUGGACGAACCUAAAGCGAUCGCACAUCGCUUCGAGUUCCUGAUGGCCAACUGCUUCUGUGCCUACAACAGCAACGAGAAGAGUAUGGGCAACUUUGACUGCAUCAUCCUGGCUAUUUUGCAGUAUGACAUCCAGAGUGCACUGCAGGAUAUCAUUGCGCUAGGCUUUUCGUGGAUGGCUGCGCAUCUGACUGAUCUGUUGCAGCGAAGUAACGUGAUUGUGGCCGAUGAGCUGCUGCCUGAGGGGGAUUGCACGCUACGAGAGCGUUUCUUGCUCCAAUAUGCGAUGGAGAUCGGUGCCAGUAGUGGCAUGUGGCAGUUUGCUGUGCGGUACUACGAGUACUGUCCUAAGUACGGUGCGAUUGCGAUUCGAUCUGCGUUGGCACGUGAGCCUUUGCCAACAGAUUACAAGGCGGACCGUCUUCUGUCGUAUUGUCAUGGCAAGACGUUCCUGCUUCAAACGCAGAACCUUAUCACACUCCAGAGAGCACAGGAUUGCCAGGCAAACAGGUCGUACGCUUCGGCUCUGCACUGGAUGCUGCGCGGCAAUCAUUUGGACGACGUGGAUGCGCUGUGCGAUGACAUUUUGCAGGAAUGCAACGACACAAACUCGCUGACUCCGUUACACGAAGCGGUGCAGUUUAUGGAGUCUCACCCGAAAUUGGCGCGUCCUCAGAAGUUGGCGUGGCUAGUGAAAUACCGCGAGUUUCAACUGGUAUUGGACGAUCUCGAGUCUUUGCGACAACAGUUAAAGACGGAUGAGCUUCAGAACAACAAGGAGAAACGCACAGCCCUUGAAAGUAAGGUUCGGUUCGUGUCUGUGGAGGCUGCUAAGAGAUUGGACUGGUUAUUCAGCUCGACAGAAGCUCCCAAGCUGCUGCGCUUACAAGUGCUGCAACAGACGGAGCGCCUUCUCAAGGAAUCUCCGACUGUCUUUGGGUCGCGACACUUGUACUCCCUUAUGGCGUACCUGCAGCAACUGGACCGUUCCUUCGACCGUCAAGAGUUUUACGAACUGGGAUCGAACAAGUACUUGAAAGAACGCAUUGAAAGCUUGAUCUCGAGAAAUCUGGCCGAAGCCAUGCUGCAAGAAGCUACAGCAAGUGGAUGUGGUGUGGACCCCCCAAGUCGUCACGCAACUGCAGCACUAGUUGCCCAGCAGCCUUAUUUGAUCGCAGACGCGGCGUUUACACCGAUGGAGGAUUGA
Molecule: messenger RNA, 2211 nt
Organism: Phytophthora infestans T30-4
Lineage: Eukaryota; Oomycota; Peronosporomycetes; Peronosporales; Peronosporaceae
Product: nucleoporin NUP85-like protein
Exons: 1
Coding region: 211-2211 (666 amino acids)
Biological process (GO): protein import into nucleus; positive regulation of DNA-templated transcription; mRNA export from nucleus
Cellular component (GO): nuclear pore outer ring
Molecular function (GO): structural constituent of nuclear pore
Source: RefSeq, a predicted model, not a curated record